GGUAAUAUAGUACAACUACUCUGCCUCGCUGCUAGUUAGUCUGAACGGUUCUGCUAAGCAAGUCUCAAGGACAAACCAUGCAUUCGAGAUAGAGAUUCCCCAUCAAAUGCAAAGGAAAGACAAUGCAUUGGGAUAAAAGAAGGGAUUUGUAAAUGCUUUGUUGAAAAAGUGGGUGUUUGUCUAGAUAUAUCCUGGCUGGAAACCUUGGAAUGAAAGACUUUUCCUGUCGAAGCAUUCUUCUUUUUUAUCCUGAGAGAGAACAACAGGUGUUUCUCAUUUGUUUUCUGCGAAGCGUGACCUUGCUGUGGUGACCCCUUCUGGGGUUUAUUUGUUGACAGUUUCCCGACAACAAGAGGAAUAACCCUAACAAACUGUUAUAUCAGUAAGACAAUUUUCAACACAAAGUGGAGUGACAUUCUCUUGGCCCAUAGCCAGGAAUGGUGGAUAACGUCCUAGUGAGCGGCGAGGAGACUUUCUUAACUUACGAUAGCGCCCCUUCGGUAUAUCACCUGUCGGACAUGGUGACGGAUGCAGGGACCUACCAGGUGAUGCCCUCGCCCUUCUCCGAGGACGACAUGAGCGAGUCGUCAAGCCCUCGCUCCUGUUCUAGCCCCGACUCCCAAGUGCUCAGCUCCAGCUAUGGCAGCAGCUCCAGCGCCGAGAGUUCAGACAGCAUCCUGGACUUCCUGCUGUCCCAGACCUCCCUAGGCGGAGCAGGGACUGCAGCGGCCAUCCCCAUGUCACUGCCCACCUCUCUGUGGGACUCACAGAGGGAUGAGCCGUCACCCCCCCACCCAGAGGCCUUGAAGGAGGAGAGUGUGGACUUCUCUGUCUGGUCCUUGGUGGACAUGGAGCAGCCAUUCUUCCAGCCCACCUUGGAGGAGAUAGAGGAGUUCCUGGAGGAGAACAUGGAGGUGGUGUCAUCCAUGAAGCAGGAGGCCUGGGAGGGGGCGCUGGGGCUGGGUCUGGAGGAGAUCAUGGGGCUGGGGGUGGGACUGGAGGUGUAUACGGAGUCCUCAUCCCCAGGGCCAAGGCUGGAGCCCGAGGCCAAGCAUUCAGACCAAACUGUGUUUACCGAGAAUGCCGCCACCACCACCGAGACCAAAAGCACACCGGCCUCGCCGGCACAGGAGUCCAUAGCAGGUCUGCAUGACGACAGGUCCAAGAGUGAUUCAUUAUCCAGCAGGCUUGGGACAACAGAGAGCGUUGCAAACCGUGGCAGCAGUGGAAUGCCGGUCAUCCUGCAGAUCCAGCCCAUGCAGAUCAAAAAGGAACCCAGUUCCACGGCUCCUCAUCAUCCUCCCCAAGUCGUCCAGCCUCCCCCUCAGCCGGCAUCAGACAUCAAAAUUGCCCAGCUGCUGGUCAACAUCCAGGGACAGACCUUCGCCCUGGUGCCCCAGCUGCUGCCCUCCACCAGCCUUAAUGUCUCCUCCAAGUUUGUGCGUAUCGCUCCAGUGCCCAUUGCAGCCAAGCCCCUGGGCCUCGGGGAGGUGCUGGUUGGGGUCCAGGGCCAAGGGCUCCAUGUGGGGGGUCAUCAGUUUCAGAAGAACCCUGUGGCGGACCUCAUCAAAAUGCACAAAUGCACUUUCCCCAGCUGUACCAAGAUGUACACCAAGAGCAGCCACCUGAAAGCCCACCUCCGGAGACACACAGGGGAGAAGCCCUUCGCCUGCACCUGGCCAGGCUGUGGAUGGAGGUUCUCGAGGUCAGAUGAGCUGUCACGACAUCGGCGGUCCCACUCAGGGAUCAAGCCCUACCAGUGUCCAGUGUGUGAGAAGAAAUUUGCCCGCAGUGACCAUCUGUCAAAACACAUCAAAGUCCACCGCUUUCCACGAAGCCGGACACUGCGCACAGCAAACUGACCACACCGGAUCACUCUUCAGUGGACAUAGGCCAAAGGAGCACGAAAUGUGUGUGUCUGUGAGAUGGAAUUUGUGUGAAUGUGUUUGUGUUAGAGUGUGGUAUGACUUACGGGGAGAGAGAGAGAAAAAGAGCAAGAGAGAGAGCGCAAGAGAGAGAGCGCGAGAGAGCGAUGGAGAUGGAAGAUUUAUGUGUGUACCUUGUCUUUUAGAGAGAUCUAUAACAGGGGUCUUGUGCUAUAAUUUAUUGUUGAAAGCAAAACCAACACAUGACACUUACCAUCUUCUCAGUAAUCAACGUUUCUUGAGAUUCUUGUUAUUGUUGGUAUUUUGUAUGUUGUACUCUUUUUAUUUGUUUUUCUGUUCAGUCUUUAUUUUCUUUUUCAAUGAAAGAUUGUUUUCAUUUGAGAUGAAAUGUAUUAAUUGCUUAAGUAAUAGCCUUGUGUUUCUAUUUUACCUGGAUAUGACUGCCUUUUACCUUUUUAAGAAGUGCCAAUGUCUUUGACAUUCCUCAUCCAAGUCAGGUUGAAGUUUGCCCGGAAAAGUUCUCCUUGUUUUUUGCCUUGUCACUCAUAGCUCAUUGACAGAGGGUAAAGAAUAACUUACUCAUUCAUCACACUGUUUGUUCAAAGGGAGGGGCAGAGCUUAUUGUCAAUUCUGUACAUAAACUACUGAUAACAAAUAUGAACACGUCGCUAUAAGCUACUGGGACUCUUCUCAAGUUCCAGAAAAACUUCACUGGCUCAGAUUCUGAGACAAGGCGGGUGAAAGAAAAGAAUGGAACAAAGAAAGAAUUGCGCACAUUUAUGAUUGUUGAUUGUUUUAUGUGUAAAAAAAGCCUUCCAAUCAGUGUUAGAUUUUGUAUUCAGCUUUUUAUUCUAAACUCAUGUUGUGUAUUUGUUGGUCUUUUUCGUGUCAGUGGCUCAAGUCGUUUGUAAGACACUUGUCUGGCCUUAACCCACCACAGCAUCCUUACCAGGGGGGCAAAAUGGUAAAAUAACAUAUUCAUCGCAGGCAUGUUUCAUGGAAUAAUGAUGAUAUGGUUUGAGAGCAUGAGGAAAGGGAAUUGGAAAUGCAUAAUCCUUGAAUCGUGUCCAUGGAAUUGAAUCUCAAUGAGCUUUUUCUCUCCUUUUUGCUGUUGACACAAAAUCUGCCUCAAACCAGCUCCCCAAUCUGAUCUGUUACUGGAAUACCCCACAAGCUCUUGCCCUCACACGGUUAUGUUGGAGUGAGGUUAUCAUGUAUGUGGAUACCACUACAUCACGGUGCUGAACAACCGGAAGAACUGCCUUCUGGAAACUGUUGUCACAACACACUUAUUGAGGCCAUGGCACAGUUGUCAUUAUUCUUCAUGUCCUGUUUGAUCUUGAGACUUGUUUGUUAAGUAUGCCACGCCCUGUUGUGAAUGUACGGUGUGUGCGACACCAUCCAUGCAUAGUUAAUGUAAUGUUCGCAGAUGAAAAAGCAGGGGUACAUUAUAUUGUACAGAAUUCCUUUCAUUCAAUUUUUGAAUUUUUAAUGCUUGUUUAAACACAGGUGUUUUAUCGCAUCCUAUGAAUGCAUGUGAAUAUGCAGGAGUGUACAUAGCUACACAGAAGACUAUUGUAAUAACAUAUCUUAAGGCCAAGAUUCAGGACUCUAUUCAACCUGUAAAACUGAAGCGUCAUUUCCGAUUGAGCUGACAUAUGCAGUGUUUACCGUGAAUCCAGUCUCUGCUAAACAGGAACCUUGCCUUUAAAUGUAAAUCACUCUGUAAAGCUGAACUUCUGCGAUGGGGAUUGAAUAGAGCCCUCAAUCAGAUCAAGCGUUACUCGGCGAUAGCCGACACCUGCAUAGCUGAUGUUUUGGCGUUGUCUGAACUGCGUUUGAGCGGUCAAAUCAUUGAGCAGCUGCUCUUAUCUUUUUCAUGAAGCCACACCCAUCCCACUUGCAUUAGAAGUUCAGAACGAGAAAGUGUAGGCUAUAUAGAAAUAAUGAUGCUCAAAUUGAAAAUCAUUCAACAAAAUAUUAAGGAUUUCUAUCAGCCUAAUGGAGGUGUAGAUUCCAUCUCACAUUCCAGUGUUCCAACUUGUAAACAAGGCUGCAUGAUAUUUCUGUUAAUGCGACUCCAUGCAGCCAAUGGCAAUGUCCGCUUUAGGUAUAGUGCUUUAGCUGCUUGUGGAAUUGACAGCACUACCGCAGUUCCACCUCGGACACCAUCAAAACAUCAGCUAUGUGGAUGGUGGCUAAUCCGGAUCUGAUUGAAUCGGACCCUUAGUUUGUGGUGUAGAUUUCUAGUGUACGCCCUAAUCAUGUACAUAACAAAACAUUUCAGAACAUAUCAAUAUAUUAUAUAUUUUUUCUUUGUUCUACCCAAGAUGCAUUUACAAAUAAAAUUUUAAG
This is a messenger RNA of Salmo salar (Atlantic salmon), 4241 nucleotides long. Its product is annotated as Krueppel-like factor 15. Lineage: Eukaryota; Metazoa; Chordata; Actinopteri; Salmoniformes; Salmonidae. The record is from RefSeq and is a predicted model, not a curated record. Gene Ontology annotation, molecular function: DNA-binding transcription factor activity, RNA polymerase II-specific; RNA polymerase II cis-regulatory region sequence-specific DNA binding. Gene Ontology annotation, biological process: regulation of transcription by RNA polymerase II.